Messenger RNA from Theobroma umbraticum, 1845 nucleotides. RefSeq names its product lysophosphatidyl acyltransferase 5 (gene LPAT5). Lineage: Eukaryota; Viridiplantae; Streptophyta; Magnoliopsida; Malvales; Malvaceae. Gene Ontology annotation, cellular component: endomembrane system. The record is from RefSeq and is a predicted model, not a curated record. Gene Ontology annotation, molecular function: acyltransferase activity.
UACUUUGCCGUGCUUCCUACGGAGAUGGAAACCAAAGGUCGAAACAGCCUUAAGUCCCUUUCACGUUUCUCCUCUCCGAGUCUCCUUCAAGUACAAAAGCCUACAAUAAAUAAACACACACCGGUGAUGGCAGACUGCGUAAUUUUAACCAUUUCAUUGCCCAUUUCCUUAAUCCCUUCCGCUCUUAAACUCUACUCUUUCACUGAUGGACCAAAAACUCCGAUUUUUCCGGCAGAUUUUGUUUCUUUACCGUUAAGCUUGAACCCUAACUAUUUAAGGCCUCCUGAUUUCGCUGUUUCUUUGAGUUACUUUCUUGCAUGCAUCGCUUGGGCCUACACAUCCUAUUAGUGAGUUUUUUAGUAGAUACUUCAUCUUAGAAAGCCUGUGCGGCUUCUUUUGUUGAAAAGGUACUAAUUAGUAGUUGGAGAAUAUGGAAGUUCCAAGUGCAAAUCAUGAAAUGAGGCAUCGUUCAUUGACCCUGCUAAGGGUGUUUAGGGGUCUAAUAUGUUUGCUAGUGCUGCUUUCAACGGCUUUUAUGAUGAUAGUGUAUUGUGGCUUUCUUACCACUGUUAUAUUGAGGCUUUUCAGCAUACAUUACAGUCGGAAAGCAACUUCUUUCUUCUUUAGUGCUUGGCUAGCUUUAUGGCCCUUUUUGUUUGAGAAAAUAAAUAAAACAAAAGUCAUUUUUUCUGGAGAUGAUGUUCCUCCAAGGGAACGCGUUUUGCUUAUUUGCAACCACAGAACUGAGGUUGACUGGAUGUACUUGUGGGACUUUGCACUGCGGAAAGGUUGCCUGGGAUGCAUAAAGUAUAUCCUUAAGAGCAGCUUGAUGAAAUUACCUGUAUUUGGUUGGGCUUUCCAUAUUUUAGAGUUCAUCCCUGUGGAAAGGAAGUGGGAGGUUGAUGAAUCUAACAUGCGCCGCAUGCUUUCAACAUUCAAAGAUCCUCAAGAUCCUCUCUGGCUUGUUCUCUUUCCCGAAGGAACAGAUUUCACUGAGCAAAAAUGCUUAAGAAGUCAAAAAUAUGCAGCUGAAAAUGGCUUACCUAUCCUGAAGCAUUUGCUGCUUCCAAAAUCAAAGGGCUUUUAUGCCUGCUUGGAAGAUUUGAGGAGCUCUUUGGAUGCAGUUUAUGAUGUGACCAUUGGAUAUAAGCAUUGCUGCCCAUCCUUCUUGGACAAUGUCUUCGGGGUGGACCCUUCUGAAGUUCAUAUUCACAUCAGACGCAUUACCCUGGAUGACAUUCCAAUAUCUGAAACGGAGGUAACUGCUUGGUUAAUGGAUACAUUUCAACAUAAAGAUCAAUUGCUUUCUAAUUUCAAGUCUGAAGGUUAUUUCCCUCGGCAAGGACCGGAAGUAAACCUCUCUGCAGCAAAGUGCGUUGUAAAUGUUAUGCUGGUGCUUUUCUUGACUAGUGCAUGCACGUUUUUCACCAUUGUCUCAUCCAUUUGGUUUAAGAUAUUUGUUUCUUUAUCUUGUGCCUAUAUGACUUCUGCGACUUAUUUCAACACCCGUCCAGUACCGGUCUUCAGCCUUGUGAAAACUUGUGUUUAAUCCUAUUUCCUUCCGAGUAUUUAAAGGCAAUCAUAAUGACUAUUCAUUCAUUAGCAGCAUAAAGUGCUUGCCGGCAAACUUUAUUUGGCAUGACUUCCAGCAUCACCUGAAUGAUGGAGCUAUGUUUGUGUUGAGAGCUUACAUAGCCUGUACCUCUCUGGUUAUGCUACCUGUUAUGGAGAAUCUGUCCGGUAGUCGAAUUCUCUAGUAUGAACAUAUAUUCAGAUGUCAAUGUUGUUGUAAGGGUUAUACAUUAUGCACAAUAAUGUAGAACUUUAGGUUCAAAUGUUCAAUAA